AGCGGACGGGGCGCCCGGCCCCAGCCGCACCCCGCCGCCGGGGCGCCUCCGCCCUGCCGGGGCGGCCGCGAUUUACUCACGGCCGCGACAGCAGGGCCAUCCCGCCGCCGCAAUCACUCCGUGCAGCAUCAGCCCUUCCCCAGAGGCACUUCCUUCCUCCGGCGCCCGGCAGGGAGGGCCGGAGCACUUAUAAAAACGCGGGCACGGGCGCCGAGGCAUGACAGAGAUUUCCCGGCGCCGCCGCCGCCGCCCCCCGACAUGCGGCGGCUCCCACUGCCGCUACUGCUGGCCGCCGCCGCCGCGGGGCUGGCGCUGGGGCUGCCGCCGGCGCCGGAGCCCGCGCCGUCGGGCACGCAGUGCAUCGAGCACGACUGCUUCAGCGUCUUCUGGCAGCCGGGGCCCUUCCGGGCGGCGAGCGCGGCGUGCGGGAGGCGCGGCGGGCACCUCAUGACGGUGCGCUCCACCGUGGCCGAAGACGCCAUCGCGCUGCUGGUGCAGAGCCGCAGCGGCUCCCUGUGGCUGGGGCUGCGCCUGCCGCGGGACUGCACCGAGCCGUCGCAGAAGCUCCGCGGCUUCCAGUGGGUCACCGGCGACCGCCGCACCGACUACGUGAACUGGAGGCAGCAGCAGCCGCAGCCGCGCUGCGGCCAGCGCUGUGUCACCGUGGCGUGGGACCUGAGCUGGGAGGAGCGGCGCUGCGACGCCGUCGCCGACGGCUUCCUCUGCGAGUUCAACUACGAGGACAGCUGCCCCAAGCUGCAGCCGGCCGCUGGCGUCGCCGUCACCUACACCACCCCCUUCGGGGCCCGCGACAGCGACUUCCUGGCGCUGCCGCCGGGCAGCGCGGCGCACGUCGCGCCGCUGGGGUUGGAGCUGCGCUGCGCGGAGGCGGCCGGCGACGGGGGGCUGCGCUGGGGCCGCGACACCCCUGGCGCCUGGCCCUGCGAGCUGGGCAACGGCGGCUGCGAGGAGACGUGCCGCACCGAGCACGGCCGGCCCCACUGCCUCUGUCCCGCCGGCAAGCAGCUGGGCGCCGACGGGCGCAGCUGCUCCUCGCCCUGCGCUGACGCGCCCUGCCAGCACCACUGCAUCCCCAACGGGCCCAGCUUCCUCUGCAUGUGCGACUCCGGCUACGAGCUGGCCGCUGACGGCAGCAGCUGCAGGGACAUCGAUGACUGUGCCACCAAACCAGACAUCUGCGACCAGGAGUGCAUCAACACCGAGGGGGGCUUCAUGUGCCGCUGCUACCAGGGCUACAAGAUGAUGGAGGGACACUGCCGCUUUGUGUCCCACUGCUAUGAGGCUCCAUGCAAGCAUGAGUGUGAGGACGUGCCUGGGGGGUACCGCUGCCACUGCUUUGAAGGGUAUGCCACCCACCCCCUGGAGCCCACACAGUGUGUCCUGCACUGUGAUCAGAGUGAGUGCCUGGCCAAGUGCGACCCACACACCGAGAACUUCUGUGAGUGCCCUGAAGGGUUUAUCUUUGAUGACCGGGGGGAGGGCAUGCUGAAAUUCUGUGUUGACAUUGACGAGUGCAACAUGAACUAUUGCAACCAGAGCUGCACAAACCACCCUGGUGGCUUCACAUGCCACUGUGAUGCAGGGUACAAGCUUGUCAACCAGUACCAGUGCGCAAAAAUAAGCAAAGAAGAGGAAAUCUAUUCUGGCGACUCAGAACCUAGCCCCCAAACACCCACACCCACCCGGACACCGCCAAAGGCAGGCCACCUCCCUGCUGGCGUUUUGGUUGGCAUCAUUGUGGGUAUCCUGUCCAUGGUUUUGGUCCUGCUGGCUCUGGUCUACCAUCUGAUGAAGAAGUGCUGCAGAUCCCCCUCCAGUAUGGAUUAUAAGUGCAACAGCAGCACAGAAAAGGAGAUGGGACUUCAUCAGGUGACCCCAGGAUGCACCUCUCCUAACCAGAAACUGUAGAGAAAUUGGGUAGAGGAGAGAGAGGGAGGUGAAUGGAUAUAGUUUAAAUCUUUUUCACAUUUUUAAUGAAAAAAAAAAGAAAGGAUUUCAGGAAAGCAGUGAUCAUCCCCACCCUUCCAAAAUCACCACUUUUCAGAUAGCCCUAGCAAUGCUUGCUGCAAAGGAAGGGGAAGGUAAAAAGUACACCACCCUGUGCUGAGCUUUUCCAUUCCUGCUCCCUUUACAGAAAGUGUCAGACCUUUUCUUAGCUUUCCUCUUUGCCUGAAUCAACAAUCUCUAUGAAGUUUCAACGAAAGACUGUGUGUAUGUGUAUAUGUUAUGGGAGGAAUAUCUCCAUUUGAAACUGACUUUUUAAAGCCCAUAUUGACUAGAAGGCAAGAGCAUAUAUGCAAUAGACUAUUUAAUUAAUAAUGAUGGACCUUAAACAGUCUCUUGCCUGAUGGUUGUCAGCUAGGCCACCCGAAUUCCUUCUAUUCUUAGCCGAAAAGUGUGCCACCAACUUGGAGGUAAAGGUUUUCCAGAGAUGAAGAGGAGCUGCAAUGCUCCUGCCUUUGUUUAGGUUCGGUUUAAUUUUUUUAAACUGAUUAAUUAUGAAAGAAGUAGCAAAGAUCUUUUGGUCAGCACUUCUCCCGACUUCCCUGCAGAAGUCUGCAUCAUUGGCAGAAUUUUUGUGUGCUUUCUCUAUUUCUCUGUCUUUCUUAUGCAACCUCUCACCUCUAGCAUCAAACCAAUAGAAGUCAGGACCCUACUGAACUUCACUGCUUCAGAGUUAAAAUGGCUGAUUUUUAUUCCUUCUUAUAGCUUUAGGGGUGGCUUGGGGGAGUGCAGGUUGCAGAGGUUAAAUGGGGAUACCAAAAAUGUGAGAGUGAUUUUUUUCCAGGAGAGAGGUCUUUUCAAAACCUGACUGUGCCUUGUGCUGUGCCUUCAUUGCACAAUUUCUUUGACUUUCUUUCAUUGUUGGAUUAAAAUGUUGCUAAGAAGCUCACUUAAUUGACCGCUCCUGUCAGCAAAGUUUUUUCCUGUGUUUCCUUUAGUCUUGUCUUGAUCGGGACUGAGGCUAAAUCCUAUUCAUGUUGAAGCUGGUGGCAGGACUUCCAGUGGCUUUAGUGAGAGCAGGACCUAGCCCUGUGUUUGCUUUCCAGCCACAGACUGGAGGAAAUCUGGAAAACUGUUAUAUGCAUUUUCCAGGUCUUUUAUAAAAUAGUGAGACAGUGGACUUAGGAAGUACCGCAAAUCCAGCACGGUGCCAGUACGUGUAUCAUACAAUAAAACAUGCUGAAAGAAAGAGAGGGGGAGCUCCUAAUACUUGAACCUUAUCUCGUGUGGAGCCAAUGGCUGUUUGUGCAUUAAAUUCAACAGGCAGUGACUGAGCUUUUGCUGACAGGUUUAUGCCUAUGAGAUAUCUGCAUGCAGCAGUGCUUAGUUUCCUGGUAGAAAGUUGGUUUUCUAGUUGAAAGUCUGGUAGACAGAACUCAGAGGGUUGGGUACUGCUUGCAAAUCAGCUGAAAACAGGGCAUGCAGGUUGCCAGCUUGUUGUGCAUCAGUAGGGUGACUGCUAAGCUCUCAAGGAUUUUGUAUUUCUUCCUCUUUCCCGCUUUUGGGUGGAUACAACUUUACAUGCUUACUGAACUUGUUAUUACACAACACUUUUUUCCCUUUGAUACGCCAGAAUGAUCAAGCACCCCUAAGAAAAAUAAAAAAAAAAAAACUUGUUUUACAAACUGCAACUUUCUUAAAGGAAAUGGUUCAAUCCAUUGUUUUGUACACCCAGCACAUUUGUAAAUACUUAUUUAUUUAUUGGAAGUAUACCCUACGCAAUGCACGAUCACACUGUGAUUUUGUGUGUAGACCAAUAAAGCUUUUACUAUCAUCUGGUUUAUAGAAA
This is a messenger RNA of Rhea pennata, 3814 nucleotides long. RefSeq names its product thrombomodulin (gene THBD). The record is from RefSeq and is a predicted model, not a curated record. The transcript has a single exon. Gene Ontology annotation, biological process: cell migration. Gene Ontology annotation, molecular function: transmembrane signaling receptor activity; extracellular matrix binding; extracellular matrix protein binding. Bases 259 to 1929 code for a protein of 556 amino acids. NCBI's taxonomy places the organism in Eukaryota, Metazoa, Chordata, Aves, Rheiformes, Rheidae. Gene Ontology annotation, cellular component: membrane; extracellular matrix; external side of plasma membrane.